Molecule: messenger RNA, 1411 nt
Organism: Calliphora vicina (urban bluebottle blowfly)
Lineage: Eukaryota; Metazoa; Arthropoda; Insecta; Diptera; Calliphoridae
Product: keratin, type I cytoskeletal 9-like
Exons: 2
Coding region: 76-1323 (415 amino acids)
Source: RefSeq, a predicted model, not a curated record
UCUAAGUGAAAAGAUCGCUAUUAAAUGAAAUAAAUAUAUAUUUAAAAAUUAUUAUAAUUAAAAAAACUCCGUACAAUGUACAAGGAGUUAGUAUUUUUGUGUUGUGCGAUUGCAUUUAUAUUAGUUUCAACAACAGAAGCUAAAGGAGGAAGAGGCGGUGGCAGCAGAAGUAGUGGAAGGAGUAGUAGCAGAAGUUCCAGUGGAGGUGGAGGAUUUUUCAGUAGCGGUAGUAGCAGUAAAAGUUCCAGUGGAAGCGGGGGAUUCUUCAGUAGCAGUAGUGGUAGCAAAAGUUCUAGUGGAAGCGGGGGAUUUUUCGGCAGAGGUAGUAGUAGCAAAAGUUCCAGUGGAAGCGGGGGAUUAUUCAGUAGCAGUAGUGGUAGCAAAAGUUCCAGUGGAAAAGGAGGAUUUUCAAGUAGCGGUAGUAGUGGAAGUUAUAAAAGUAGUAGUAUUGGUGGUAACAGUGGAAACAGCUUUAGUGGAGGCUGGUUUCAUGGUUUCUUUCACAACACACCUUAUCGUUACACCUACAGACCAACCCAUAUAGUCUAUGGUGGUAGUACUAGUAGUAGUAGUUCAAAUACAGAAUCAUAUCAGACGCCAAUCCAAGAGGAAGAAGUAGAACCGAAAAAGGAAACUAGUGACUAUGCCGUAGGCUAUUCCAUAAGCAAAGCUUUAAGCAGUGACUUUUUCUCCAUUUUUAAUGUGGUGCAUGAUGUUUCAAAAUAUCCUCAGAAAAUCCGAAAUAAAGAGCUACUAACAACAACGACCCAAAGUCCGGUGGCGACAUAUGAUUUAAAUUAUAUUGUGAAUACACCCUACACAACAACUAGUACAACUUAUGGCCUUGAGCCAAAACCAUAUUUUCCUGAUGACAAUACCCUUAUCGAUAAGGUGGACUCUAAUAAGGAUCUAGAAACCAACGAUGCAAUUCAAGAAAGUGUUGGAAAUUUGGAAAAAGUUUCUGAAGUGACAUCUACAGAAACCACUACAAUGAAGGCUAAAACAAAUACGCAUUCUCCUGAUUGGAUGAACCCUAAUAAUAUGCUUGGUAUUGAUGAGAACAUUCAGAAACAACUUGUGGAAAUGCAUUCCAAUAUAGCUAGAAAUGAUUUGCAAGUACCAUCUACAGAAAGUACUACAAUAAAAGUUGAUACAACAUCAUAUUCUCCUGAUGACAAUACAGACUCUAAAAAAAGAGUUAUACUUGAUGACAGUAUUAUGAAAGAUCUUGAGGAAGGUUCGUUUUACGCAACAAAGGAAUCAAUUGAUGACAUGAUUAAACGAAUAGAGAGCAGAUUUAGUUCAUAUCGCUUAUUUCCGUAACUAUAAUUUUUAUUUUAAUUGUUUGAAUACUGUGAACCAUAGAAUAAACACAUGCAUAGAAGUAGUAAGAAAUAUCAAUGGAACAAAA